This is a messenger RNA of Colletotrichum siamense, 381 nucleotides long. RefSeq lists its product as uncharacterized. Lineage: Eukaryota; Fungi; Ascomycota; Sordariomycetes; Glomerellales; Glomerellaceae. The transcript has 2 exons. The record is from RefSeq and is a predicted model, not a curated record. Bases 1 to 381 code for a protein of 126 amino acids.
AUGCCUUACACUACUUCGCCUGUUGGCCUUGACAACUACCGAACUAUCGAGAUAGAUGUUGCAAUAAUUUUCACAAUUCGCCGCCUUAUCCACCUGCAUCAAUCAGCAUCCGCGAACAUUACAAUCACUCGCAGCAGUAGCAGCAGCAGCAUCAUCAUCAUCAUCAAAGCCCGCAGUAGCAGCAGCAGCGUCAGCGUCAGCAUCGGCAUCAUCUGUGGUCUGGCCAUAUCUGCACCGCACCGCGUAUGGCAUUAUCGUGGUACAUGCAUCACUUGCCUGUGGCCUUCUGCCCCCCGCCCUUUCCUGCCGCAUCGCAUCGAAUCGACGUGGCUCGACGGCCUUUUCUCGCCUUCUCCCCUGCCCAAGAGUGACAUACUUUAA